CCAUAAGUGUCUGCUCCUGGCCUUUCACUUUCAGUCAAUUUAUUUGGCUCCCCGGUGACAUUACUCGAACGUUUUCAGUUCCUGAAAGGGAAGAACUCAGAGCAAUAGUGGCCUCACUUUGUUCGUAAAAGAUGUUCAUCAUAUUUCUGCUUUCCUGUUUGACUAUAAUAGUAACUGCAAUACCGGUUAGUCCAAGUACUCGUCCUCUGCAGCCAUCACAGAAGGGACUCAGUCAUGGAAGUCAACCUGUUGAUGCCACAAUCAGGAAACCUGAGGCUCAGGUGGACCCGUCUCUUCCUCACAGCUUGGACCAACCACAGCCUGGAAAUCCCCAGCAUCCGGAUCAAGAGGCCAACAACCAACAACAGGCCAACAACCAACAACAGGCCAACAACCAACAUUCAUUGCAGCAUUACGCAUUGUUUCCACAAGGGGGCAGCCCAGUGAUGUUCCCCAGUGGAUUUCUACCGCCUAACCAGCUGACCCUUGCUCAGCAGCCUAUGAUUUUUCCAUCGUACGGAUUCAUGCCUGUAUUCCCCUCACCCUAUAGCAAUCAGCUGUUCUCCCCGUAUGGAUUCCCGAAGGUUACCGAGUCUCACCUCCCUCAAGCUCCAAUAAAUCAGCUCACCAACGGUCCUGUGCUGCCAGCAGAAAAUGCUGCAGGGGCAGCUGCACCCUCCGUAGCUGCAGCUCAACAAACACAACAACAGAAUCCCCCAGUCGUGUACAUGCUCCAGCAACCCAUGAAUCCCUCACUUGGAGGUCUCAGCUCAGAGGAACUGGAGACAGCAGCAAAACUGAGCCAGCUGGGUAUGUUUAUGCCCACCAUGCUUGCGAACCUUCCCGCUGGAGCAGCAGCAGCAGCUGUUCAGGUGCAGAGUCAGUUCGCCGGAAUCACAAACCCAGACCAACGGGCUGCCGGACAAACUGCAAGGACCUCAGUUUCUGGAGCCCAACCAUUACAGGGUGUACCUUGCUCUGGAUCACGGCCGAAUGUCAACAACACGCCCACCCGUCUGAAGAGAGCAGUGCGUGAAACUCCCGCAGUCCGAUCAGCGGAUCAACCCAAACUCCGGCCCACGCAGAGAAAACUGGCUUAAUAAAACCGCAGCAGCUACUAAAACUUACUUAUGAUGUUUUAAAAUAUCAACUGCAAAAAAUAAACGGCUAGCGAUUUAUCAGUAGGGUGUCUUUAGAAUAUGCCUAACCAUUGUUGGUGUUUUUUGCCUUCAGUACGGUGUUUUUAUAUAUUAAAUAAAGAAGACAAUCAGAGACUGACUCUGUCUUUCAGUGCUGCCCUGUGUGCUACUAUUUCAUCAAUCUGCUUUCAUUUAGUUUCAACAUACAUUACAUCAUUUUGACAGACUUUGAUUGGGUGAACACCAAUGCUACUUCCACAUGUUGCAAAAUUCACAAGCAGUCUUAAAAAAUGUCCUUUAUACGGAGUCCUUCGUUUGCUCUUGUGGCUCCAGGUGUUUGACUCCUUUUUGAAAAGAAAAGAAAGGAAAAUAAAAAAAAGAUCUUUUUAUAACUCUUUCCCUCAGUUAGUAGCAAGCUGUUAAUACAGAUUGUGCCUGGUGCUUGGCAGAAGGGCGACAGAUGGUUUUUAGAGGAUUUUUUGUAAAAAAAAAAAAAAAGGUUUUGUCUGGGAGGAAUUAAAAGCCUGGAGCUUUAUUAGCUAACUAGUUUAGAGAACUUUUCCUGACUUACUAACACCUUGUCUUGUUAGAACCAAAAAACUUAGAUUUAUUUUCCUGGGAUUGUAUAUUAUUGACCAAUGCAAGAUGGACCCUAUUUCUGAAGGAGAAAAAAGGAUAAAUGGUCUUAUUGGACUUUGUGAGAUGUCAAACGGUUUGGUUAAUGUUUUCUCAUGAUCUAACUCAUCUUUGUCAACAACUUUAUCGCUGGUGGAUUUCUUGUUCUUGUGAUGCUUUGUCACUAAUGUUUUCUAACAAACCUGUGAGGCCUGGUUGCAUUUUCAUUUGGGCGUCCCAAAGUAAAUUGAGGAAUAUACACAUUUUCAGUUGUUUAGUGGUCUUACACAUUAAACAAUGUGCAAACCAUG
This is a messenger RNA of Poecilia latipinna (sailfin molly), 2065 nucleotides long. RefSeq names its product ameloblastin (gene ambn). The coding region runs from base 132 to 1100 and encodes 322 amino acids. The transcript has 7 exons. NCBI's taxonomy places the organism in Eukaryota, Metazoa, Chordata, Actinopteri, Cyprinodontiformes, Poeciliidae. The record is from RefSeq and is a predicted model, not a curated record.